AGCAAUGGUCUAUAAAAAGUUAUUGACACCUUUCGCUUCUCUACGGCGCUACUGGCGGUAUGAUAAAUAUAUUGUCGCUCCCAUUUUUCGUUAUAUUUACUAUCAAAACAUGAAUAGAUUUCAAUAUAUUAAUAUUAGUAUAUAAUAUAGUUAUAGCAUGGGCUUAUAUUUUAUUGUAUCGUGAUUCGUUUUCUUCUAUUCCUGGGGCUGAGGCCUGGCCCUGAGUAUGUAGACAAUGACAAUGUAUAGUGUAGAGUAGAAGGGAUUAGCAAUGUUUUUGUGUGACUGGUAAAAGUCUUAGUCUUAUACAGUCUAGUAAAAGAAAAAGAGGAUAUUUCACUGAUUGAAGGGCUGCACAGCGAAGUUAUCACUCAGGAACUGGGAUUGGAAGGCCUGAGUCAAGAGUUGUCGCCUCAACUGUUCCUUUAACCUUUAGCCUUUGGAAGCUUGUUCCAGUCCCUGAUUGACUCUGGCCUUGGCAAGAAUGAGCAGUUCCUGUACUUAGUUCUUGCUGUUAUAAGCAGGAACUGCCUGUCAUGGCCUCGUCCCUGCCAGUCUGGGGGAGAGAGGGAAGAGUUCUGUUUGAAGUUGGAGUUGGAGCAGUGGACCAGCCCAGUGUUUCCAGCAUGCUGCCAACACUAAAACCAAAGGUGUUGCUGUAGCGGUUCAGGACAAUGCUGCUGCCCAUUGCUGGACUGGCUCUAACCUGUCGAUGCUUCUCUGAGUGAAUGUUUACCAAACUGAAGAUGCAUAAUCUAAAAGCGGCCAGACUAAGGCUUUUUAGGCUUUUUCUUUCACACAGGAGUUGCAGAUCUUUAGGUUUUGCCUUAAGAACAUUAGGGUGACUAAGGUCUUGUUUGCCUGGUUAGACACAUUGUUAAUAUGAUUAUAGUCAAUAGUCUAAUGUAUAUGACUAUGUGUAGUGUAGUGUAGUAAACUAUGUUACUAAAUGUUUUAGUAAGACACUCACUUACUUACAACUUCUCUAAAAAUUUCAAAGUUGUUAUAUUUAUAUAUAAAUUACAUUAGAAAUGGAGAGGCUGCGUACACCAUGGGGGUGUACCUAGCAAAGUUAUAGACCUAGGCCUGUGUACACCACAGCAGUGUACCUAGGAUGACCAUGGACCUAGGCUUAGGCCAGGUUACACUGCAUCAAAAAAUUACCAUUGGCCUCGUCUUUAGAUAUGGCUGCUUGAUAGUAUCUUGUGUGGUAUUGGGGGUUAUUAAUAAACUGCGGUGAGAUGAUGCCACAAAUGGGGAAUAGUGAUCCAUUCCCUGAUGCAGAUCAAGUUUUACCAGUCUGAAACCUUCUUGCUUUUUCUCAUCUGUAUUAAAAAAUAUAUAUAUUUUAUUAUUACAUUAUUAUGUUCAUUUGUAACAAAAGCAUUUUUAUUUUAUUUUGUAGUAAAAAUGUACCUUAUCUGCCGAUUAUCAAGUGUUUUAACUUCUACAAGAUGUGGCAGCCUUUACUUAAAUAGUAAACUGCGUUAAGAUAAGCCAUACCUCCCAAAAACGUUUUAAAGAUUAGCACAAAGUCUUGGGACUUAAGUAAAGGGCUGAUUUUUGCAGGGAGCUGCUAUUCCCAGGUAACAGCCAGCAUGAUGAUCUUAAACAGAUACACUUGAGAAAAAAAAGAGGUGUCAUAACACAAAAAAAUUUUUAACACAAUCAUGGCAGUGCUCCGCAAGCAUUUUCUUAACCCCGCGCCCUAUCUAAUUACAAAAUGUUAUUUGAAAUUUUCUUUUUGAGAGUCUGAAUCAGCCAACAAAUUUCUGAAUGUCCAUUUUAUCACUUUAUUGUUGUUGUUUGGAAUAAUCCCAUUAUUCAUUAUAAAAAAAUAUAUUCAUUAUUUAUCUAUGCAAUAAUGAUUAGCAUGGCUAUUCAUUGAAUGAACAUUAUAGAUAGUAGUACAAUAGAAAUAAAAUAAUAUCUAUAAGAUUAAUAUACUUAUCAAAAAUCAAUAAAAAUUAUUCCCCAAAAUUAAAAAAGGUCUAAAAAAAUCAGCAAAGCAAAGGCGAGACUAAAUUGAAAAACAAUCAUUAAGAAUCAAGAUAAGGAAUACAGUUGUUAGUCUUAGUUUUGUUCUUGAUAAUAAUUGAAGGACUGCAUUCAAGCAGUGUAAAUGAAAUAGUAGUACAAGAAUGUUGAUGCGUGAAUCAAUAGACAGCACAACCAGAUAUGAAUGUUUCAGCUUUGAGCCUUCUUCAGCGAACAAGACAAAUGAAAAUACAACAAGAAACAGAGCUCAGUAAAAAAACUUUGGAGAGAUCCUUUGUUGUUGCCAGAAGUAAGAUCUGACGUCCGGCAACAAAAAAGGAUAUCUCCGAGGUUUUUUUUUACUGAGCUCUAUUUCCUUUUGUAUUCUUAUUCUUGAGCAACAUACAGUAUUUAUCUUUAUCUGUUUAUUAUGAAGCUGUUUUUUUACCAUUUCUUAUUACUACAAUGUUGUUAACAUUUGUGUUUACCAAACUUUAUAGUUUAUCUUACCAGUGGACAUUUUUCCCACAGCACUCUGACCCAUGCCAGAUCUAUUAACUCUUAGCUUUUGUUUAACCUUAAAAUUCUUUUAAAACAUUUUCUAAUCCCUGAUCAGCCAAUGUGAGAAACUCUCUUAAUUCUUUACUUUUACUGUUUAAUGCUGGCCAUUACUGUGCCAUGACAAGUUAUUUUGUUAUGGCAAUGGCUGUUAAACUUUAUUUAAGCUCUAUACAUUUUUUUGGUCUCAUGUUGUGCAGACCACCAUUUUGUGAAACACUGGUGUACAUCAUACUCAUUCAUAUUAAUCUGAAUAAUCAAAGUAGUCAUAAUAAUAGUUUUUCAGAUUUGCAUAUUCAACAUUAUUUUCAUUAUUAUGUUAAUUAAAAUGUGCUUUUUUUUUGUAUGUACAGAAGCACCUUGUCUCCAGCCAAUGUCACACUAGGAAGUCAAUAUAUCUGUAUUCAGGCAGGUUAAGAAUUAUCUUUUUUACUAAUAUUCCUUACUGUACCUGAUGCCACAAACUAAAUUUGCACAAUGUAAUUCAUAUAAGGUCUAUUAUUAAUCAGAUUCAAAAUCAAUGCUUUACAUUUUUUUAUGUUAAAUAUUUAUGUCUUGAUAAAUAAUUAAUGAGAUGUCAAUAGAACCUGAUAAAUAAUAAUUGAGAAACAAAUAGAACUUGAUAGAUAAAUUUUAAUCCAAACAUAAGUGCAAUUAUUUAAUAAAAAAUUAUGUCCCAAAUUGAUUCUUAGUUUUCAAAUAAUUUUUAAUACACAAAAUCCAAACAUAUGUUUUUUUUUACUAACAUCCUGUUGAAAAUUAUUAGCCACAAGCUGUGUCCGGUAGAUUCUUGACCGUUACAGUGACAGCAUCUGCUGCUUCUGUGUUUGCGCUCCUCUUCCUUAGUCAACCUCCAUCCCAAUCACUCACACCAGGACGUUCAUUCAGACGUGAUCACAGUCAAGACUCACACUCUGAUGCUGCUGUGCUAAAAACUGAAGCAUUAAUAAAAGAGUAAGCAACGAAUCUCAAUGAUAAAAGUAUUUUAUACUACAUUUACAUCUUAUUUUUGAUUUUCAAAAAAUAUGGCUAGCCUUUACACUCAAUAAUCUAAAUUCCCUUCAAACUUUCUGGAUUUAUUAUUUUUGUUAACUAAGAUGGAGUUCUAUUUGUCAGUGAAUUUAUUCCAAAUAUUUUUUUUAUAGAAUUCUGAAAUUUUUUUCCCUUGCCAGGCGAUCCAAAAUUUUAAAACCAAUGAAUUAUAUUAUUCCUUUUAUGUGCAAGUUCUCUUAACAUGAGUUGUUUCAUGUUAUCAACUUCCAUUUAUCUCUUUAAUCAAUAAAAAAAUACCAUGCCUUAUAUGUAAUUUUCUUGGGUUUAUAAAUAUUGCAAGUACACUUUUUUGUCUAUCUUUCUCUUCAGUUCUUGGAGUUAAUUUUCAAAACGGAUGUUGGUUUCUGUGUCCUCAUAUAGUUUCUAUUCACACAUAUGUUACAGGGAAGCACCAGGGAUGUCUAAGCCAACAAUAUCAGAACCGGUGAAAAAUGCAAAAGCAGCAGCAGUUUGGGGGCUGUUUGUGGCUGACGCCAUUGCUAUGCCCGUACACUGGUACUAUGAACCGUCAGACAUCAAACAUGACUAUGGUCAAUGGCUUUCAGGCUAUGUUGCGCCCCAUGGGAAACACCCUUCAUCUAUAUUAAGGUUAUCUGCAGUUGGUGAGUACAAUAUUUUCAGAUAGUACAAUGUAAACAACGCAUCUGUGAAGGGAAGAGUAAAGUUCAGCUUUUACAACCUUAGCAAAGCAUUUUCCUUGGGUUUUCUUUAAUAGGAGAGCUAUUACUUUAAAGCAGUGAGGGGAAAUAGCUGGUGGGGAGUGAUAAAGGAUGACAUAGUAGGCAUGGCUGCCAUUUCUGUUGUUACUGCAUGGCCUCAUUUAAUUCUCUCCGUUUUGUGCUGCAUGUCUCUAGGCUCACAAUUUAUUUUUCUCUUAUUUCUUCUAGAUGGCAGUGGGAGAGGUGCAAAUUCUAGUGGCAAGGCCCUGAUUGGUAAUGUGAUACUACAUGAUAAGCUGCAGUUCUGGAAUGGAAGCAAUAAAAACAAUCAUUAUCAUCAAGGUAGGAUUCUUGUAAUUUAUAUUUCACUUUAUGUCCAAGCACUGACUUCUUCAUGUAGAGAGGUUGCAUACAAAUAUUAAUCUAUAAAUAAAGUUUGUGAUAACUGUAAAAGUUAAUGGUGAAUAAAUGUAGAACAUUUAUUUUCAAAUUUAUGGAAAGAGAUGAAUUGUUCCUUUUAAAAUUUUAAUAAUUUUUAUCACUUUUAUAAUUUUAAGUUGAUAUGAAAAUUAAGCUUUUCAAAUAUGAAAACAAACAAAAGACAUUUGUAAAUUCCAGAAUGAACCAACAACAGGUUUGGAGGGAUAUCAAAGUUUAAUUUACUUGAACCUUUUACUAAUUUCUAAACUGAUGUAGAAAUGUGAUAAAUUAAUUUUAAUUAGGGCUGUCAAAUAGACUUGCAAUGAUCUUGUACUGGUGUCAGAUUAUUGGCAUUGGAACUCACUCAGAAGCCAUUUAUAGGCGUAUCGAUUGUUUUUAUAAAUAUUAGAAAAAUAUUUUAAAUGUUCCAUUGCUUUUAUAAAUAUUAGAAAAAUAUUUUAAAUGUUCCAUGUUUUUAACAGCAGCACAAUAGUUACAUUGUCAUUGCAGGUAUGAAGGCAGGCGACAACACCCUAAAUGCUGUGAUGGCUCUGCAUGAACUGCAGACUAUGAAUAAAUUUGACCAUGACCUUGUCAAACCUGAGAGGUUGGUGAGGGCUGCCGUGCUUGAGGAUUAUGUCCAGUUCAUGACCACUCCUGGCACCCACAACGACACAUAUGCAGAAUCUUUUCACAGAAGUUUUUUCAGAGCUUGGACAGAUUCAGGAGAAAAGAAGACAGCAGAUGAAGUUAUUGAAUUCGCUGAAAAUAGGUUAGUAACAACAUUUUCUAUUUCCCUCUGCAUAUGUAGAUAAUAAACAAGGAAACAAAUGGAUUGGCUUCAGGAAAGUCUAUAUCCUAUUAUAUUUAUAAUUUAUUGAUUAUUAAAUUUAUGUCAUAAAACAGUUUUCUUAAAGACCAUGACUGGAAAUUAAAUUAAAAUAUUUUUAUAUCAUGAAAAAGAAAUGACAAAAUCAGUUUUGAUUUGACUCAAAAUGUACCAAAAAAAAAUACUCAAAGAAAUAAUCUUUCAACUAUUAAAGAAUACAUUUCCUUGGAAGGGGAAAUAAUGAUGUUUGAUUACAUUUCCCCCAAAGACUUCUUUUUGGUUGAUGAAACGUCUUGGUAUUUAGACUAUGUUUUAAUAGGCUCGAGGACUACUAUAUUUCGGACAAGGGUACAAAAUAAGUAUGAAGGUGGCAUGAUCAUGUGUCGUUUCAGAGGUAAAAUUCAAUUGUUACGAAGGAGUCUGUCUUCAUCUAUUGUCCAAGGAUAUAAAUAUUACUUGAGCUGCCUCGUGAUGUGUCACAAUUAUUCUGCUACUCUAUUGUACUGAUUUUUGUGAUCUAAUAUUUGAUGUAAUUCUGUGAGUAGUUGAAUAAAAGUGUGCGAAAACAGUACUUGGUAAACAGUACUUGGUAUUUCAUUUUAGAAAGCAUUGAGACUCAUGUGUUUGCUUGAGCCAAGAAUAGCAAAAAACAGAGAACCUCCACAUAGUUACGAAGACUGUAACACAAGUGGUAGACAAUUCAGUAUAUAAGAAGAACAGUUGCAAUAUACAAAGCUACAGUUGAAUUUAUUUUAAAAAUAUGCCAAUGUCUUGCUUUCUUUCUUGGGUUAGGUCCAAAAAGAUGCUUGAAUCCAAUCCAGACCACCAACUGGCAGUUGUUGGCAGCCUCGUUCCUGCCAUUCCCUGGAUCAUAAGAAAUGCCCAUAAGUCUGAGAAAGAGUGCGUGCAGAAUGUCGUGGACUUUGUCAAGCUGACUCACCCCGUGCCCUCCUUGGUCUCGUUCGUGGACACCUACACGCGCCUGCUGCAUGCUGUUAUCAAUGGCAAGGAUUUGAAGUCUGAGGUAAAAAAAAAUUUCUUUUUUUUUUUUUUUUUUUUUAAAUUUUUUUUUUGACUUUUUUUUUUGGAUGCUGGGUGAGUUGGUCGUUUGUUGGCAGGUGGUUAGCAGAGUCUGUUUCUGGCAGAUGGUUAGCAAAGUCUGUCCCUGGCAGGUGGUAAGCAGAGUCUGUCCCUGGCAGGUGGUAAGCAGAGUCUGUCCCUGGCAGGUGGUUAGCAAAGUCUGUCCCUGGCAGGUGGUUAGCAAAGUCUGUCCCUGGCAGGUGGUAAGCAGAGUCUGUCCCUGGCAGGUGGUAAGCAGAGUCUGUCCCUGGCAGGUGGUUAGCAAAGUCUGUCCCUGGCAGGUGGUUAGCAAAGUCUGUCCCUGGCAGGUGGUAAGCAGAGUCUGUCCUGUUGUGAUAUUCUUCCAUGAAUAAUUCAGAGGGUUUAAUGCGUUAUUAUCGAAUAAAUGUUCAUUUAUGUCUACCUAAAAUCUGUUUUUUCAAUAGUGGGGGGAGGGGAGGGGUGCGCCAAUGCGUUUUGUUAACCCUCUCCUGUGUAACCUACAUUUAUAUAAGGAGAGGGGCAUAACUUGAUUCAGACACAUUUAUUUCAGCCAUAAAAAUUAAUUAUCAAAAAUUGAAAAGUCCUUUUUUUUUUUGUUUUAUUUAAAUCAGUGUUUUAAGUAUAAAACUGAAUUAUGAUUAAUAAGCAGGUUAAAAAAAGGUUAUGUAUAGAGUUAUCUUUGAGGUCUAAUACCUGACGUUGGUCAUUGGUUCAUAUUCCCAAGCUGACCCCUAUCACGAUAGUCACUAUCACAACUAUGACCAAUGUGCUAGUAAUCAUUUUUAAACUCAGAUUCACAGUUAUUUUAAAAUGAAUGAUUAAUUUUCUGUAUCAAUUUCAAUAUAUUAUUCUACAUCAGUCUUUCUGAUUAUUUCAUUCUUGUGGUUCUUUUUUAAAUUUUUUAUUGAGGCUGUAAGAGCUUUGAAAGCAUUGCUAAAGUUUUAACACUUAUAACUCUGUUGUUAAAAAAGAUGAAAGCAAUAGAGAUAUUUCAUUAAGAUAAACAAUGUUCUCUCAAGCAUAGGAGGAAAUACUGGCACCCAAGCACUAUGGACGUUUGGUUGUUAGGCAUUCUGGAUGACUGUAACACAGUAGAAUGUUUGGUGCUCUGAAUGAGUUGAACACAUUUAGAAAAUUAGGUGCACUGAAUGAGAUUAACACAGUAGAAUGUUAGGUGCUCUGAAUGAGUUGAACACAUUUAGAAAAUUAGGUGCACUGAAUGAGAUUAACACAGUAGAAGGUUAGGCGCUCUGAAUGAGUUGAACACAUUUAGAAAAUUAGGUGCACUGAAUGAGAUUAACACAGUAGAAUGUUAGGUGCUCUGAAUGAGUUGAACACAGUAGAAUUUUAGGUGCACUGAAUGAUAUUAACACAGUAGAAUGUUAGGUGCUCUGAAUGAGUUGAACACAUUUAGAAAAUUAGGUGCACUGAAUGAGAUUAACACAGUAGAAUGUUAGGUGCUCUGAAUGAGUUGAACACUUUUAGAAAAUUAGGUGCACUGAAUGAGAUUAACACAGUAGAAGGUUAGGCGCUCUGAAUGAGUUGAACACAUUUAGAAAAUUAGGUGCACUGAAUGAGAUUAACACAGUAGAAGGUUAGGCGCUCUGAAUGAGUUGAACACAUUUAGAAAAUUAGGUGCACUGAAUGAGGUUAACACAGUAGAAGGUUAGGUGCUCUGAAUGAGUUGAGCACAGUAGAAUUUUAGGUGCUCUGAAUGAGUUGAACACAGUAGAAGGUAGUACAAACUCGGUAUUUGGAGAUUUGGGAAGAUGCCCACAAUUAGGAUUGGGUUAUUUAAUCAAUGGGUUAAAAGCACCAGAGGUAAUUGAAAGUUAAAGUGAGCUAAGAGUUUUUUUUAAAGUUUGAGUUUGAGAACCACUGCUGUAAUCACCCCAUUUCAUACCCUUUCCUGUUUCUAAUUUGUUAUAUCCCUUCUGAUAUCUGAUGUCCCCGGUGUUGUUUUCCAGGUUAUGCAAGCUCUUGGAAACUCCAUCCUUGGAGGGCCAGGAAAUCGGGAUAGAAUUUUGAAAAAACUUGAUGCCUCUGCAAGGUACAUGUUCAUAAAAUUAGGAUUUAACUCUUGCUUAAGUGCCGUUCAUUUUAUUUUUGUUGGAUUCUGGCCGGUGAAGCUUAGCUGGUAAGGCUGCAGUUGUAUUUGCAUAAAAAGAGGCUCAUUUAAUCUUUGGCCGAGAUGUCUCCUGUCUGCAGGCUUAAAUUGUUGAGUUUAUUUUUAUUUUUUUUUACUCAUGGUUUACUCCCCCUCCCCCCUAAAGGAUUGCCUUAGUUUAUUACAUGGUCUCCACUCAGAUGAGAAAAGCUAAUCAUGUAAAGCGGACAGGAAGUGGUACAGGCAAUGGGCUGACAACACGACCGCCAGAGGCGUCUUUUCGAACUUGCCUACUCCUAGCAAACAAGACCCAUGGUGGGGGUUAGGUCGCAGAUCGCAGAGUCUAGUGACGCAGAUGCGCACCGAGCACUGCCCCUUGCGCACAUAUUUCUGGAGGUUGGAUAACAACAGAGAUCCUACCUGCCGGCAUUGCAGCCUGGCCCCANCCUGCCGGCACUGCAGCCUGGCCCCAGAGACCUUAGAACAUCUGUUGACGGAGUGUCCCGCACUAGAUCUCCCGGGGGAAGCCAGGGCGGUUGGAGGAUCCUUUGUGAGGGAAAUGUUGUAUGGCUCAGCUCAACAGAUGGAGUUGAUAGCCAAUUUACUAGCCGGGGUCAUAAGAGAGUAAUCUCAGACCUUCACCAGAAUAUGUGCGUUAGUUAGUGAAGUUACAUGUGGUUUAGAUCUUUAAUGUCAACCAUGUUGAAAAGAUGGCUGACAUGACGUUUUUUGGGGGAGGGUGGGGGUGGUGUGUUGGCUGUGUUGCCUUUUAAUAUUUUCUACUACCACUUGUGGAAUUGUUUUUGAAACUAAAAUAAAUCUCAUAACUCAUUUUUCAACUUUGCAUAAAAUUUUUCUUCCUUCUCCAGUAUUCCUAAAGGCUCAGAAGCCAGACUCCAAAUGUAUCAAUCCAUGGUCUCCUUGCUUGGCUCUGCCUGCUACAUUGAAGGGGCGCUCAACUCCCUCCUGUUUCUAGCACUGGAGUUCCAUGAUGACUUUGAGGGGGGAGUCCUGGCCAAUGCUAACUCUGGAGGUAAUCUCCCAAUGCUUCAUCUUGACAUGAACGCGGUCAACUGUCCAUAAACGUAUGGACAGUCUUUAAAAAAAUUAAACCUAUUAUGAAUUUUCUUUAAAGUCCAUAAAAGCCAGAGGAUGUGCAUUUAAAGAAAAGGGACAUAUUACACAAAAUUAUUGAGGUGAAACCAAACGAGACGUUCUGUCCUUUGGGAAUAUUAUUUUUUUUUUGUUUGCUUUCAAAGUUUUUAGAUCAUAAUGAGGAAAAAUUCAACUAUUGUGAGAAUUCCAUCCAACAAACUGGCAUUAUCACAUUGCAUCUAACAAACUAACAAUAUCACAUUCAAUCCAAAAAACUAGCAAUAUCACAUUCCAUCCAACAAACAAGCAUUAUCACUUUGGCUGAAGCCAAAUGCUCAUAUCACAUAGAGACCUAAUAGAGACUUUAUUAGAAACUUGACGUAGUCACACUUCUAUUCGACAUUUUACUUAUAGUCAUAGGAACAUAUGAAUAUUAAGUUUUUAUUGUUUCCAAGGGUUAAAUGAGUUUAUUUGAACGUUGUCCCUAAAACAUUACGCUGCUCCUUAAAACAUUACGCUGCUCCUAAAAAAGUGUGAACUUUAAGACAGUGAUAAUUUUUAAAUUAAUUCAAUGACCCGGGACACAACCUGGGAAUGACAUACAUCUUAAAGGACGCUUUCCUGAAUCUCAAUUAUAUUUAAAAAAAAGAAAAAGCCUUAUAACUUGCAUUAGAUUUUUUUUGUUUUUGAAUCUUACAUAAUAAUUUUCUCACACUUGACUUAACUUAGUUAUGGAAUGCAACAUUUUUUAUUAAACUUUUAAAAUAAAUCCUUUUUUUAAUUCAACAUCAUAGUAUUCAAAUUUUUUAAAUAAUGUACAAUUUUAGACAUGAAAUGUUGGCAAUAAUUAUGUGCAUUGUCCACUAGGGGGAAUAACUCCUAGCACAAUAGCUUUCUGUAAUAUGUCAGCAGAGCUGUUCACCCUGAUUAUGGUGAUCUUCUCUUUCUCCUCUGCUUAUGUUAAUUCAAGUGAUGCUGCAUAGAUGUUAAACUUUGAUAUUGACCUACAGUUAACAUUCUGUAUUAAGUAUUUGUGACUAAACUUGAUUCAAAUUCAUUACAAAAAAAAAUUAUAUUUAUUUGAGGAACGAAAGAAAAAGAGAGAAAAUAACAAAAUAUUGGUAACAUCUAUAAUAAACAUAAUACAUUAUUUGUUAUUUUUUUUACAUAUUGUAAAAGUAAUAAAGUUUAACAAGCUAACCAAUCCUUGUCCUUACAAACUAAGAAAAUAAGAUUUGUUUUAAAGAUUUCUGGAACUUGGUCCAUACUUUAGCAUUAAAUGAUUUGGUGCAACAUCUAAGGUAACUGUUAAGAGCUACAGCACAGGUUUUUUUUUUUUUUUUUUGUCAAAGCAUUAUAAAAAGUUUGAGAGCUCUCGAUAUAACAUGUCAUUUAUUUUUUCCCUCAAGUGACCCUCAUCACUAAAAAUAUUUUGGGUAGCAAAUUUUUGUGAUCAGUGGCUGCAUCAGUGAAUAUCAAACUGUCUCUUGCUGCAUCACAUUGUUCCGUGUGGCACACAGAUAUACAAUAAUACAUAAUGUUCCAAGUUAUAACAUAUGCUGGUGAAUUUAAGAAAAAAAAAUUUGGGGGGAAUACUUUAUUAAUACAAAUAUUAUUUCUGUUCUUACAGGUGAGAAUUGUCAUCGUGGAGCUGCUCUUGGGGCUCUUCUUGCUGCAGCAUCAUCCUACAAGGGUACUGGGGUGCCUGCCAAAUUCAAAGAUGGUCUACAUUCAUUAAAGCCAGCCAUUGAAACAGCAGUGAGGGAAAUGAAUGAAGGGUUUUAGAAACACUGUUUAAAUGUAAAAACGCUGAUGGCACUGGUUGCUCAGUAUGUUUCAGACUGUAUCAUAAACGAGUGUUGAUUUCACUGCUGCUUGGUCAAGUCAACAUUCUAUUACAUUUUCAGAAGUGCUUUUUUGCUUUCGUCUAAAGUACUUGACUGAGAAAAUAAUAGCCUAACAUGAACAGUUUCACUAUACACAUCGGGCAUGCACAACUCAAAAUGUAAGGCGGGCCGUAAUAUUUUAUGAAAAAAUUGUACGGGCCGAAAGAUACUAGGCUAGGGGGAAAGCUAUUUUUAAAAAAAAUAAUAACAAAGAAUAUUUCAUUACUUUGUGGGCCACAAAGUGGGUGCUCGUGGGCCACAUGCGGGCCAUACGUUGUGCAUGCCUGAUAUACAUGAUUAAACAACUGUUUUAUUUGUUAAUAUGCCUCUAAUUGUAUACAGUACGGUAAAAGGAUUUAUGAACUUUGGAUUCAUCAUCCAGAUUCACUGGCCAUUUGGAUAAAUAUCUUUAGAGAAAACAUUUGGAUAAGUACCGGUACCUAUAAAGAAAACAUUUGGAUAAUUAUCUUGAAAGAAAACAUUUGGAUAGGUACCGUGAAAGAAAACGUUUGGAUAAGUAUCUUGAAAGAAAAAAUCAUGAAUCUGAAAUACUCAUCAAUCACAUAUAACCUGUAGAAUUAGUUCAAGAGUUACAUUAGGAGAUGUUUUUUUCUUUUUCAAAUCAGUUUUAUUUCCUUGAAAUUGGCCAGCAGGUUGAAUUAAUUAGUAUUUAAACAUGUGUUUGCACACUCAGCUCGGCUGUCGGAUGAAUAAAUCCAACCGUUGUGUGACCUGUCUAUACAAAUAAAUUAAUAGUGGUAUGCAAGGUUGGAAAUAUUUCAGGGUAGACCUGUUGGUUUUUUUCUUAGGUCUUCUAUCUAUCACCAUACUCAGGAGAUUUUGUCAUAUAUUGUACAAUAGGCUGUGAUUUAAAGAGACGCACAAAUUUUGUGUUUCUUUGCUUGUAAUUAUCCUCAAAACUGAGUUAUUUCUUCAGAUGUCAGCUUUUUAAAAUGGCCCCGUGUCCUCCGAGGCUGGGUCUCCCAACUUUUUCUAUACUCUGUAGCACCUAAACAAUUAUUUGACUAAGUUUUGCACUCCCCCUACCACUUGUUUCACUAAGUCUUGUACUCCCUACCACUUGUUUGACUAAGUCUUGUACUCCUUCUACCACUUGUUUGAAUAAGUCUUGCUCCCCCCCCCCACCUAUUGUCUGACUCAGUUUUGCAUCCCCCAAAGAAUAACAAUGCUUUAAACAUUGAAACAGAAUGGACUCAUCACUUAUUCCAACAACUAAAAUGUUAAUUAAGAAAUUUAAGAAAAUAUUAAAAUUCAUACCAUGACUUAAAGUUAUUGGCCCUUCUGUUCUUAGAAAUUAAAAUCAUAUUUUCAUGUGCUUUGGUUUAAGUGGGGGUGGGGGGCAUGUGAGCAAUCCAAUUUGGGGAAACUCCGGUCAAAGGCAUCCUACUCCAACCUGAAUCAAGUGUGCAACGUUUUAGUAUUCGAAUCUCAAUAAAAAUUAUUUUUCCUUUUAUGGCAACUUUUAAUGUACUUGUAUUUAUUACAUUGCACUUUUUAACUUGUUUCUUAUAAUGUAAUGGUGAAAUAUUAAGUCUGUAAAAUCUUACAUUUUAACAGAAAAGCUAUGUAAUACUGUUUUUUUUUUGUUUUUGUUUUUUUUUGGAUUGAAAUUUUUGUGCUACAAACAAAUGUUAGUUUGGUUCAUCAUAUCAAAAUAGAACAAGUAUUCAUCAAUUAAAAUUUUAACUGAACACUGUUUUCCUAAUAGUUCCACUCAGCAUUGAUUUUAAGAAUAUACCUUUUUAAAUAUGCUGUCAUAUUGUUACUGAAAAAAUGAAAACAAACUUCACCGUAAUAAAAAAAAAAAAUAGUUAU
Lymnaea stagnalis (great pond snail) is the source of this 13482-nucleotide messenger RNA. Lineage: Eukaryota; Metazoa; Mollusca; Gastropoda; Lymnaeidae. The record is from the annotation of a GenBank genome assembly.